Messenger RNA from Triticum aestivum (bread wheat), 997 nucleotides. RefSeq names its product dehydration-responsive element-binding protein 2E-like. Gene Ontology annotation, molecular function: DNA-binding transcription factor activity; DNA binding. The transcript has a single exon. Lineage: Eukaryota; Viridiplantae; Streptophyta; Magnoliopsida; Poales; Poaceae. Bases 92 to 781 code for a protein of 229 amino acids. Gene Ontology annotation, biological process: regulation of DNA-templated transcription. The record is from RefSeq and is a predicted model, not a curated record.
GCGCGAGACCCGCUAUUAAACCCCAUCGUCUUGCACACAUUAGGCAUCCACCUCGAAGUGCAUCCACCCCCGUUCAACUGUGGCAGAGGCCAUGGCAGCUGCAGCAGCGGGUGAGAGCACCAGGUUAAUUGGGGUGAGGAAGAAGGGGGAGGACAAGUUCGGUGCGGCGAUCAUGCACCCGGUGACGAAGACGUUCCUGUGGCUAGGGACGUACUCGUUGCCCGAGGUCGCUGCGUGCGCCUAUGACCUCGCAGCUAGGGAGCUGAAGGGCGCAAAGGCAAAGCUCAACUUCCCUUACCCUCCGCCGGCCAGACUGGUUAAGGAGGUGAUUGCUGCACCGAGGCACCGCAGCCACGGUCAUGAAGCACCGCUCUUUCAGGUCGUUACAUUGCCACCAGACCCCACAUCACCGCCUCCACCACCACCUAAGCUCGUGGUUUACUUUCCCUUCCCCAUCGAAGUACCCGCCAGCAACCCCCCGCCAGUGCCGGCAUACCCGUUCCUGCACAUGCCGCGUCCGGCACGAGCACGGCUCAGCCCGCAACCAGCGCACGCGCCCGCUCCAAAGACACAGCCGCCGAUCCAACGGAUGAACGUCAUGGUGCAGGCGGAAAGCUGCUUAAGCUCCUCAAGGGAAUCCCUAGGGGCUUCUUCGUCGCGCCGCUUGGUGUUCAAGAAACCCAAGCUGGUCGUAGUUCCCCUUACCCUUAGUGCUCCUACAGAAGGAACAGGUGACAAUUUCACCAAGCCGUGGUAUUGCCCUGAUUCUCCUGUUGUUUAGCCUCGGCCGGGUGAACUAUGCACCAAGAUCUCAUAGUCGUGUGCCAUCAUGAUCCAUGGGGGGUCUGAAUCACCUAGCUUAUAAGUUUUUCAUUACAACAAGUUGUAUUUUCAUUAAUGUUUUAAGUGUGUCGUACCAUAUAAUAUGUUUACUGUCAUGUUUGUUUUUACCAAUCAUAUGUAAUCAGGUAAUCUAUGUUGUUUGUUUCAUCAACCU